GCCUCUCUCCUCCUCUCGCCCCUUUUCCUCUCGACCCCUUUCCCUCCUCCAUCCCUCCGCGGCGUCUGCGUCAGGCCCUCACUCCGGUGACGCGCGCGGUCUGGGUGGGAGCUGUCCACUCGCCCGGGGUGCUGAAUGCAGCAGCGGCGGCGGCGAUAGCUGAGAGCCUUCUCUGCUCCAAGAACCUUGUUUCCAGUCCGCGGACGGUCAGCUCGCCGCCCCGCUACCUCCCUCUCAGCGCCACCCCUUUGGGAACUGAGCCAGGGGGGCAGCAGCCACGGCGGCGGGUGCUGAGCAACGGCGGAAGACGAGACAACACCUGGCAGCAGCCUGGAAUCUGAUUUGCUUCCUCUCGCCUUUUAUAAGAGAUAUAUUUAUAUACGGUUUGGGGAGUCGCGAGGACCAAGCCGGAGCCAAGUGUUGGCUGCCUCCCACCUCGGCCACACUGCUUCUUUUCCCCCUCCCCACCUUCAGCUGGCAGAGCAAACAAGCCUUACCUCGUUGUAUCUGCGAGGAGAGGUAGCAACAGCGAGCCCAGCCAGCCAGAGGCAGCGGAGAGGAGGGAGGGGCGGGGAGGUGGGGGCGCAGCCAGCCGGCCGAGGCUGCCCUUGGUGGGGGUAGCCGGGGCAGAGCUGCCGUGAAGACCUGGCAGCCGCCCUCCUCCGCCCCCACCCCUCCAGAAGCACUCUUUCCUGAUUAUUUGAGAACUGAAUUAUUAUUCUACUAGUAUUAUUUCAUUUUUUCUCAUCUCACUCCCCAGCCGCCCCCACCUCUACGCCUGCCUGGCCUCUGGUUGCAUGGCAGCGCUGCCCGGGCGCGGGGGCUCAGGGCUGGCCCCCCGGGAAGGAGGAGGAGGAGGAGGAGGAUCAUGAAGCCGGGAGUCGCGGCCGCGCCGGACGGCGAGCAGCAGCCAGAGGACGAGCCGGAGCAGCCCCCGCCCCGGAGACACCGGGACGCCGAAGAGCAGUCGCCGCCGCCGCCGCCACAGCAGUGUCCGCGGCCGCGGGCAGAUCCGGAGCAAGAGGAGGAGGGCGACAACGGCCCAGAGGCGGAACAGGAGGAGAAGGCGAGGCCACUCACCCCGGACCUGCAGUUGUCCUGGACCUUGCCCCUCGCCCGACGGAACCAUUGAUGGAGCCAAGAGGAAGGGGCCACGGAUUUACAGACAGCCGCAUGGGUGGGCUGGGGGCUGAGAUCAUGUAACUACUCCUUCCUCCUGUCCCCCCCACACGCCCCUCCUCUCUGCUCCCCUGCCGCCCGCCCCCCCGUACACACACCCUUCCUCUCGCCAGGAUCUUAAUGCUCAGGAAGAAGGCGGCUCAGCAAGGGUUAAACCAUCUUUUCUUUUUUCCCCUCUUCCUUUCCCCCUCCCCAGUCCCUUAUUUUCCCACCUCUAGUCUCCUAAUUGGCUUUCCCCUCUUCUGUGCAGCCCUUUGGCUGCAGAGGCAAAGCACAAGCCCCUUGCCCAGUUUCACCUGAAUCCCUUCCCUGCGCCCAACUGCUUUCUUCAAAGCAACUCUGGUGCUUCUGGGGGUUGAUUGCCCCGGUCUUCUGCCCAGGAGAAUUAAAACUUAUCCCAACCUCCUGUCUUCCCCCACUUAGCACCCCGGAUCUGCUACCUGAGAAAAACUAUCUUUUCUCUCUUGAACAUACAGUCCUCGAUUCUUUCCUGAGCUAGUUUGCUCUAAGCCUGGCUCAGUCCACUCCAAAUUUGACAUAUAACCUUCUCCACCCUUUUGUAUAAAAGAGACAGAUUUUCCACUGCCUAGGAAUUUGAGAAGAACCCAAUCAUCCUCUUCCGGGGAACUUUCUAACACUUAUAUCUUGAUCCCAAGGCCCUAACAGCCCAUCCUCAACAUUUUUUUCUAUCUCCCUACCCCUACUGGUGCCCCCAGGUCAAAGGCAGAAAAGAGACACCCUGAGCAAAGCCUGAGGUCUGGGUAGGAGGAGGUCAGGAAAAACUUUUGUUGUUGUUGUUGUUGGACUUUCCAGGUAGAAUUCAGAAUCAGUGACUCACAGUUCUCAGUCCUGGGGGCAAUUUACUUGCUACUUGGAGGGGGUGUAAGAGGGGCCAGUGAGAAAGCAGACUCCCCUCAUAACACAGACACGCUGUGGACUCCCCAAAACCAUCCUAUCCUCUUCGACAAAGACUCCACCUGCCCCUCCUGGGCUCUCUGCUUCCACUGGGCACAUGCUGAUGCCCCUGAGUGGGCUGCUCUGGUGGUGGUGGUGCUGCUGCUGCUGUGCCUGGUACCCCUGUGGAUUGUGCGCCCCGGCUCCCCAGAUGUUGCGCCACCAGGGUCUCCUCAAGUGCCGCUGCCGCAUGCUCUUCAAUGACCUGAAGGUUUUCCUACUGCGGCGCCCCCCUCCAGCGCCCCUGCCCAUGCACGGCGACCCCCAGCCCCCCGGUUUGGCGGCCAACAACAACACCCUUCCGGCUCUGGGUGCCGGGGGGUGGGCAGGCUGGAGGGGCCCUCGAGAAGGGGUGGGCAGGGAGACCCCUCCUCUGCCACCUCCUCCACCUUUGCCACCCUCUGUGGAAGAUGACUGGGGUGGAACAGCCACAGAGCCACCUGCCUCACUGUUCAGCAGUGCCUCCUCAGAUGACUUCUGUAAGGGGAAGGCUGAAGAUCGCUACUCACUGGGCAGCAGCCUGGACAGUGGCAUGAGGACCCCGCUCUGCCGCAUCUGUUUCCAGGGGCCAGAACAGGGGGAGCUGCUGAGCCCGUGCCGCUGUGAUGGCUCAGUCAAAUGCACGCACCAGCCUUGCCUCAUCAAGUGGAUCAGCGAGCGGGGCUGCUGGAGCUGCGAGCUGUGCUACUACAAGUACCACGUCAUUGCCAUAAGCACAAAGAAUCCUCUGCAGUGGCAGGCCAUCUCUCUGACAGUCAUUGAGAAGGUUCAGAUUGCAGCUGCCAUCUUGGGUUCCCUCUUCCUCAUCGCUAGUAUCUCUUGGCUCAUCUGGUCGACCUUCAGUCCCUCGGCAAAAUGGCAGCGCCAAGACCUCCUCUUCCAGAUCUGCUACGGGAUGUAUGGAUUCAUGGACGUGGUGUGCAUAGGUCUCAUCAUCCAUGAGGGACCCUCCGUGUACCGCAUCUUUAAACGGUGGCAAGCUGUCAACCAGCAGUGGAAAGUGCUGAACUAUGACAAGACAAAAGACCUGGAGGAUCAAAAGUCAGGAGGCAGGACAAACCCCCGGACCUCCUCAUCCACCCAGGCCAAUGCCCCUGCCUCAGAAGAGGAGGCCACGGGCACCCCUGCCCCUGAGGAAGGCCCUGCCCGGGCAGCCAGCCACCCCUCAGGCCCUCUCUCCGAUCACCACUGUGCUUACACCAUCCUGCACAUCUUGAGUCACUUACGACCUCAUGAACAGCGGACCCCCCAGGGCGGCAGCCGAGAGCUCGUCAUGAGGGUCACGACAGUGUGACAGGACAGACCUGGAAGGGAGGCCGUGACCACGCAGGACAGAAAGGGGAGUCGGGGCCGGAAGGGGCCAGGGCCAGCGGGUCGCGGUCUGGGGAGCAGGUGUGGGAGGCAAGGUGGCAGCCCAGGGGUCAGAGCAGAGGGCAGGCGGAGAGUGGGGGACUUGAGGGGCCUGGGGACAGGGUCGGAGCUGGAGUUAGUGAGGCCGGUGCCACGAGCGGUUUCGUGAUUUCCAGUCAGUCAAUACCAUUCUCCAACGAGAGUGAGGAAAACCGACACAAACUCAACAACGAAGUGCAAUACAAACUAACCAAACACAACGACAGGACACCCAGCACUACCCGGUACCUGUGCGCUAAACACCUGUGAACAGUGGAGGCUGGGAGGGUGGAGCCGGGAGUCUGGUGUGCGCCCAGGUGUGCGCCCAGGUGUGCACCUGCGGAGGGAGAACCAACUCAGAGGGAAAGCGCCGUCGCCUGCUCUGGUCUAACCCUGAGUUUGCGUCUGCUUCUCCCUGGGCCAUGAGCUGCGGGCCCAGGCAGGCGGGUGAGGGCGGGGGUGGGCCCGUGGGACGGCACACAGCUUUUGCGGCCCCUGGGCUCACCUGGAUGGGCAGGAUUCCUGACUCGAUGGCUUUAGGGAACCCCAGGGCAGACGGUGCGGGAGGGAGAUGCUGGUGCGGGCGGCAGAGGGAGGGGGAUUUCUCCUCGCUUGCAAACCUUCCAAACUGAAACUCCCAAUUUCAGGCGGGUUCAAAGAGGGCUUCGGUUUGGAGAUGGGUGUCUUUUUGUGCCCUUGUUACUUUAUUUUAUGGUGAUUUGGCUCAAAGAUGUUUACAGGAAACACACACACACACACAACUAGAGAAAAGUGCAGGUUUUCCGUGGGGGUCUGGAGCACCGUCCCGCGGCUGAGGCUUCAGCCUGCAGAGCUGUCAAUCAAGGAGCCACUCCCCCAACUACCCAGCCCCACCCCCGGCCAGGACGCGCUGGUUGCCAGGCUCCCUCCUGCCCUGGCACACGCUGAGAUCCAGGGCCCCCACCGCAGAGCGCCUCCGGCCCAGGGUCUCCCAGGAGGAAGUUGGGGGGCUGUGCCCCAAGGAGGGAGCGGAGACCAGUCUCAGUAUUCCUUGCUGCUCGGACCUCUCCCUUGAGGGCGCUUUGGCUGAUCCCUCAGUGCUACGAGCUCCCUGGUCCCUCUGCAGCUAGAUGGACCCGGGGACCCUGGCUGGGAGCACUGUCUCCUGAGCCCACCUGCUGGUUCUGGGGACCCUGCCAGGGAAGGCCACUGGGUGGUCACCUGCAGAGUUUCUUGUCAUUGCACAACGGCCACGUCAUCUGUGGGUGUUAAAGGGACACUGUCAAGUACUUUUUUAAACUAGUUUUUAGGGUUUUUUAAAACUCUCUGUUGUUUGUAUUAUUCUCUUAAAAGCUUGAAAAUAAAAUUUCUUUCCCUACCAUGAGUGUCCUUUUCCGUAUUUGAGUUUUUCCUCCCUCUGUCCCGUUCUCCCUCUCCCUUGUGUCCACUCACCCCUGGAGUCUGCUCCCUAGCGGAAAUCAUCUCUCCUUUGAGGGUACAGAUGGGGCGGGGCAGGCAUGUGUUCGUGUGCAUGUGCGUGUGUGUGUGUGUGAACCUGCAGCGAAACACUAGGACUCCUGGCCUCUUCUUGGCUUCCCAGCAGAUGGAUUCCUUCAAGUCACAAAGAGGAACGACUCCCAAACUCUCUGCAGGUGUCUGCCCAGGAAUCUAGAAGCAGAGACCUUUAGUGCUGGGAGGAAAUUUGGGGAGCUCCACUCCAUCAGGUCAUUUCAGAGAAGCUGAGAGAACCACAGAGUGGGGCAUAUUAGACCUAAUUCUCCUGACGGCUUUCCUUUAAUAUCAGAAAACAGCUCCCGGGGCAGGGCCCUGAGAGAGGCUUGGACAUGUCACUAGGCA
Equus caballus (horse) is the source of this 5358-nucleotide messenger RNA. It is a transcript of the gene MARCHF4, whose product is annotated as membrane associated ring-CH-type finger 4. Gene Ontology annotation, cellular component: Golgi stack; trans-Golgi network. Gene Ontology annotation, molecular function: ubiquitin-protein transferase activity; zinc ion binding. Gene Ontology annotation, biological process: protein ubiquitination. The record is from RefSeq and is a predicted model, not a curated record. Lineage: Eukaryota; Metazoa; Chordata; Mammalia; Perissodactyla; Equidae.